This is a messenger RNA of Phlebotomus papatasi, 975 nucleotides long. Its product is annotated as zinc finger protein 691-like. The record is from RefSeq and is a predicted model, not a curated record. Bases 84 to 965 code for a protein of 293 amino acids. The transcript is spliced from 5 exons. NCBI's taxonomy places the organism in Eukaryota, Metazoa, Arthropoda, Insecta, Diptera, Psychodidae.
AGAAAGAUGAGGAUGAAGUGUUCUUUGGAGGAGUGAAUAUAAAAAAAGAAAUCCAAGAAGAAGAGGAAAAAGCAUUUGGAGAAAUGACGAUAAAAAAAGAAGAAAGAUAUGACGAAGAAGAAAUGUUUGUUGAUUUUUCAAUUGUAAAAGACGAAUAUGAUUUGCAAGAAGAAGACUGUCUAUAUGAGGAAAAGUGUUCCAAACCAGCUGAACCCGAUCCCCUUGGAGUCAAGCCCAAAGACUACAGCAACUACAAUGAUUACUUAGAUGAAAAGGUGAUGGAAUUUGAGAGAGAUUGGUACCUCAGCAAGUGGCAUAUUAAAUGCACGGAAUGCAACAGAAUGUUCAGGUCCAAAGGCAAUCUCAAGUCUCACAUGAGGAAACAUUUUCCUAUACCACCUCAGCCUAAGCCUAAAAUAGAUAAGAAAACUCAGGUGGCUGAAAAGACAAUUGAAGUGAGGACAGUUCCACCUGAAUCUUAUGACGAUAUAGAUGCAAAAAUUGAGGCAAUUGAACGGGAAUUGCGAGAUGAGAAGCUAAAACGAAGAAGAGAGAAACUUUCGGAAAAGACAUACAUAUGUCCAAUAUGUAACAAAGUCAUGAAAUAUGCGAGCAAUCUCUCACUGCAUGUAAGAGCCCACUUGAAUCCCGGCUUCGAAUGUCCACAUUGCCAUAAAAUUUACAAGAAUGAGCACAUAUUCGAUGAGCACGUAAAAAAUCACUCAAAUAAGGAAUUUUCCGUGCAUACGAUGAAAAGGUCUGAAAUCGAAAAGAGUCUUCUAAAACUACCCCUCGGCAUAGACAUUAAAUUGGUGAAGGAAUCAAAAAUAAAGAAGAUCGGAAUUCAACCGGAAAAUUGCGUAAGGUGCGGUAUCUGCAAGAGAUAUUUCCAAAAUAUUGAAUAUCUAAGAAGACAUCAAGCAACGAGCUGUAAAUUGAGGACUUAUCAUAAAAAUAAAAAUUGAUGAAAUUCUU